GUAAUGACGAUAAUAAUAAUGGUUACAAUUAGAGUAAAAGCAAAAAACAGUCUUCCCAUGUCUUCCUAUAAUCGUACUAAUUUUCCCAGUAAUUUUAUCUUUGGAACUGCUACCUCAUCUUAUCAGACCGAAGGUGGCGCAAAGGAGGAUGGAAAAGGUCCAAACAUAUACGAUAUUUUUACACAUAAGUUCCCAGAGAAAGUUCUGGAUAGAAGCACUGGAGACGUUGCUGAUGACUUUUAUCAUCGCUACAAGGAAGAUGUGGGACUCAUGAAGAACAUUGGAAUGGAUGCUUUCAGAUUUUCUAUCUCAUGGGCUAGAAUAUUACCUAGAGGCAAUCUCAGUGGAGGAAUAAACAAGGCUGGCAUAAAAUUCUACAACAACCUCAUCAACCAACUUCUAUCUAAGGGAAUCCAGCCCUAUGUAACAAUCUUUCAUUGGGAUCUUCCCCAAGCUCUCGAAGAUGAAUAUGGCGGCUUUCUUAGCCCUCGUAUUGUCGACGAUUUUAAGGAUUUUGCGGAGUUAUGCUUCAAAGAGUUUGGAGAUAGGGUUAAGUAUUGGAUAACGAUGAAUGAGCCGUGGUCUUACAGUAUUGGCGGUUACAAUACAGGUCAUAUCGCGCCUGGACGUUGCUCUGCAUGGAUGAACGCGGGUUGUCCAGCUGGCGACUCUGGCACCGAGCCUUAUAUUGUUUCUCAUAAUCUCAUCAUUUCUCAUGCAGCCGCAGUCAAAGUUUAUAAGGACAAAUAUCAGGGUUACCAAAAGGGACAGAUAGGGAUAACUUUGUUGUGUUAUUGGGCACAUCCCUUUUCCAAAACCAAAGAUGACAAGGAAGCUGCUCAAAGGGCUAUAGAUUUUAAUUAUGGUUGGUUUAUCGAUCCAAUAGUGUACGGAGAGUACCCGGAGAUCAUGAGAGAACUUGUAGGAAAAAGACUACCAAAAUUUACAGAAAAACAAGUUAAAUUGAUAAAAGGAUCAUAUGAUUUCGUUGGCCUAAAUUACUAUAGCACAAAUUAUGCAAUAAGUGUACCUUCAGCCAAUUCUGUGAACCUUAGCUACAUAACUGAUGCUCAAGUUAAUUUCACAACCAUUCGCAAUGGAGUUGCCCUAGGAAAGCCGACAGGAAUGCCUGGUGUUUACAGUUACCCCAAAGGUCUUACUGAGUUGUUAGUUUACACCAAAGAAAAGUAUAAUGAUCCCAUUAUUUACAUAACAGAGAAUGGAAUGGGAGAUCAAAAUAAUUUGACAACAGAAGAAGGCAUUAAAGAUAAUCAAAGAGUAUCUUUCUAUUAUCUUCACCUCCUAGCGGUCGAAAAUGCAAUCAAAGUCGGUGUUAAUGUAAAAGGUUAUUUUUGUUGGUCAUUAAUAGACAACUUUGAAUGGAAAUUUGGUUACGCCGUGAGAUUUGGACUUGUUUAUGUCGAUUAUAAAGAUGAUCUCAAAAGAUAUCUCAAGUAUUCUGCUCGUUGGUUUAAAAUGUUUCUCAACAAAUGA
Molecule: messenger RNA, 1494 nt
Organism: Impatiens glandulifera
Lineage: Eukaryota; Viridiplantae; Streptophyta; Magnoliopsida; Ericales; Balsaminaceae
Product: beta-glucosidase 12-like
Exons: 13
Coding region: 4-1494 (496 amino acids)
Biological process (GO): carbohydrate metabolic process
Molecular function (GO): beta-glucosidase activity
Source: RefSeq, a predicted model, not a curated record